AUGACUCUCCUGUUCACAGGAGAUGGGAAUCCUCCGAACUAUAUCUGCAAAAGAAAGUACAAGCUAAUGGCCAUCAUUGGUGGGCUGUCAUCUCACAAUUCUAGGCAGAUGCCUCACAUCUUGAACAUCUAUAAGAUGGCACAGCUCAGUUACAGCUCCUUUGACCCUGCAUUGAAAGAUAAAGCUCAGUUCCCUUCUGUCUACCGAAUGAUCCCAAAUGAAAGGGCUCAGUAUGUUGGGAUUGUCAAGCUGCUGAAGCAUUUUGGAUGGACCUGGAUUGGCCUCAUUGUUUCAGAUGAUGACAGUGGGGAAGCAUUAUUGAGGACACUUGUUCCUUGGCUGCUCCAGAGCAGCAUUUGUUUUGCCUUUAAGGAAAUUAUCCCAAUAGUGAAAAAAUAUUGGGUAGAACACGGGGAAGGAAUAGUUCAACUUAAUAAUAAAUUCUCAAGAAUCCACUUUACUCUUUCAUCUACUGAUACCAAUGUGAUUCUUAUUCAUGGGGACUCACAAUCUAUGGAGGGCUUGCGCAUGAUUCUGGUUUUCAGCGAGUUUGUUGAAAUGAAGCCCACAGAGAAGGUUUGGAUCAUCACAGGUCAGUGGGAUUUUACUUCCCUAUUCAAAAACCAAUAUUUCACCCCCAAAUCCUUCAAUGGCACACUGUCCUUUGAGCUACCCACAAAAGAGGUAGAAGGCUAUGUACAAUAUCUUACCACAAUAAAUCCAAAUGAAAAUUACGAUAAUGUUGCCGCUUUCCUUUGGGCCAAUGCCUUUCAAUGUUCACUCCCUCAAUAUGAUUUAUAUAUACACAAUGCAACCAACUGUACUGGGAAGGAGAAGCUGAGCAGCCUUCCUGAAUCUAUCUUUGAAAUGAGGAUGUCUGGCCAGAGUUACAGUAUCUACAAUGCUGUUUAUGUCGUAGCUCAUGCUCUCCAUGCCAUGCUUUCUUCCAGAUCAAAGCAUAAGUCCUGGGGAGAUGGAGGCACAUGGAGGCUUCAGCAUGUCCACCCCUGGCAGCUUCAUUCCUUCCUGAAACGUAUUCGUUUCAACAAUAGUGCUGGAGAGGAAAUCUUUUUUGAUGAGAAUGGGGAGCUGGGAAUUGGAUAUGAUAUCAUCAACACAGUUACUUUCCCCAAUCAGUCCAUGCAAAGAGCCCAUAUUGGAUGGACUGAUCCCCAGGCGCCUGAAGGGAAAGACUUCAUUAUCCACCAGAAUUUCAUUUUGUGGAACCACAAUUUUAUUGAGAAGCCUCCCAGAUCCACAUGUGUUGAGGGUUGCCAUCUUGGACAGAGCAAGACUAUGCGUGAGGGCAAAGAAAUUUGUUGUUAUGACUGUACACAGUGUCCUGAAGGGAUGUUUUCAGAUCAGACAGAUACAGAAAAGUGCAACAUGUGCCCAGAUGAUCAGCAUCCAAACAAGAAUCAAGAUCAGUGCAUCCCCAAAUAUGUAAACUACAUGUCCUUUGAAGAGCCUUUGGGAAUGAUUUUGGUUUCUUUGGUUCUUUUCUUUUCUCUGAUGGCCCUUGUGAUAAUAUGGAGCUUCUUUCAGCACAAGAAUACUCCCAUCAUUAAAGCCAAUAACUGGGCCAUUACUUGUAUCCUCCUCUUCUCUUUGCUCCUUUGCUUUCUCUGCUCUUUGCUUUUCAUUGGAAAACCUGGGAUUGUGUCUUGCAUUCUACGACAAACAUUGUUUGCCAUUGUUUUUUCUAUUGCUGUUUCUUCAGUUUUGGCCAAAACCCUCACAGUGGUCCUGGCCUUCAUGGCCACCAAACCAGGAAACAGGAUGAGAAAAUGGUUAGGAAAGCAUUUGGCAGUCUCAGUCAUUAUUCUUGCAACUCUGAUUCAAACUCUCAUUUGUGCCUUUUGGCUGGCUUUCUCUCCUCCAUUCCCAGAAUGGGACAUGCACUCCCAGAUGGGAGAGAUCCUAUUGCAAUGCAACGAAGGCUCAGAUGUGAUGUUCUACAUUGUCCUCAGCUACAUGGGACUUCUGGCCAUCAUCAGCUUCACUAUUGCUUUCUUUGCCAGGAAGUUGCCUGAUACUUUUAAUGAAGCCAAGCUGAUCACCUUCAGCAUGCUGGUCUUCUGCAGUGUUUGGGUGUCCUUUGUCCCCACUUACCUGAGCACCAAAGGGAAAUACAUGGUGGCCGUGGAGAUCUUCUCCAUCUUGGCAUCUAGCUCUGGAUUGCUGGGUUUCAUUUUUCUCCCUAAGUUCUACAUUGUUUUACUGAGACCUGAGCUCAAUUCCAGGGAUCAGCUGAAAAGGAGAAAAAAAUUCUAG
Molecule: messenger RNA, 2274 nt
Organism: Sceloporus undulatus (fence lizard)
Lineage: Eukaryota; Metazoa; Chordata; Lepidosauria; Squamata; Phrynosomatidae
Product: vomeronasal type-2 receptor 26-like
Exons: 5
Coding region: 1-2274 (757 amino acids)
Biological process (GO): G protein-coupled receptor signaling pathway
Cellular component (GO): membrane
Molecular function (GO): G protein-coupled receptor activity
Source: RefSeq, a predicted model, not a curated record